This is a messenger RNA of Xenopus laevis (African clawed frog), 4941 nucleotides long. RefSeq names its product ras-specific guanine nucleotide-releasing factor 1 (gene rasgrf1.L). Gene Ontology annotation, molecular function: guanyl-nucleotide exchange factor activity. The record is from RefSeq and is a predicted model, not a curated record. Bases 64 to 3801 code for a protein of 1245 amino acids. Gene Ontology annotation, biological process: intracellular signal transduction; Ras protein signal transduction; small GTPase-mediated signal transduction. NCBI's taxonomy places the organism in Eukaryota, Metazoa, Chordata, Amphibia, Anura, Pipidae. The transcript has 27 exons. Gene Ontology annotation, cellular component: plasma membrane.
CGGGUGUGAGAGGGGACAGAGCACCGUUUGAGGGGCUGGGGGGCGGGGCUCCCAGGCAACAAGAUGCAGCGGCUCCGGUUGAAUGAGGCUCACGCCGUGUACCUGGGGCAACUCGCCCGGAAAGACGGGACACGUAAGGGGAUCCUGAGCAAGCGGAGCUCGGACAACAGCCGAUGGCAGAGCCGGUGCUUCUCUCUCCUGUACAACCUCCUGUUCUGCUUCGAGAGCGAGUCGAGCGGGCGCCCGUGUGCGCUUUACCUGCUGGAGGGCUGCAGCUGCGAGCGGGGGGCCAAAGGGGGUCCGGACAGACAGUAUUAUUUUAUCAUCAACUUCAACCACGAGAACCAGAAGCCUCUGGAGCUGCGGACAGAAGAUGCCAAGGACUGUGAAGAAUGGGUGACCGCAAUCUCGAGAGCCAGCUACAAGACAUUAGUGACUGAACAUGAAGCUUUGAUGCAGAAGUAUUUGCAUUUACUGCAGAUUGUUGAGACUGAGAAGAAGGUGGCAAAACAGCUGCGGCAACAGAUAGAAGAUGGGGAGGUAGAGGUGGAGCGUCUUAAAUCUGAGAUUGCAUCAUUAUUGAAAGACAAUGAACGCAUCCAGACAACACAAACUGCAGCCCCAAAUGAUGAUGUUGAUGUUGAUGUUGACAUCAAUAAGAUUAAAAAGGUGCAGAGCUUCCUGCGUGGCUGGCUGUGCCGUAGGAAGUGGAAGUGCAUUAUCCAAGAUUACUCAAGAUCUCCGCAUGCAGACAGCAUGCGGAAGAGAAAUCAAGUUGUGUUCAGCAUGCUGGAAGCAGAGGCAGAGUAUGUGCAACAGUUACACAUACUGGUCAAUAAUUUCCUGCGACCACUUCGUAUGGCUGCCAGCUCCAAAAAGCCACCAAUUACACAUGACGACGUCAGCAGCAUUUUUCUCAACAGUGAAACCAUCAUGUUUUUGCACCAGAUAUUUUACCAAGGUCUGAAGGCUAGAAUAUCCAGCUGGCCCACACUGGUGCUGGCUGACCUGUUUGACAUCCUUCUGCCAAUGCUGAACAUUUAUCAGGAAUUUGUGCGGAACCAUCAGUACAGUCUGCAGAUUCUGGCUCACUGCAAACAGAACCGGGAUUUUGACAAACUGUUGAAACAAUAUGAAGCCAAACCAGACUGUGAGGAGCGCACACUGGAAACCUUCCUCACUUAUCCCAUGUUUCAGAUUCCUCGAUACAUCCUCACUCUACAUGAACUGCUGGCUCAUACACCUCAUGAACAUGUGGAGCGAAAUAGUCUGGAAUAUGCUAAAUCCAAAUUGGAGGAGCUCUCACGAAUUAUGCACGAUGAAGUCAGCGAAACCGAGAAUAUCCGCAAGAAUCUGGCCAUUGAGAGGAUGAUAGUUGAGGGCUGUGAAGUUUUACUGGACACCAGUCAGACAUUUGUGCGGCAAGGCUGUCUCAUCCAGGUCCCUAUGUCAGAGAAGAGCAGGAUAACAAGAGGACGCCUUGGCUCUCUUUCUCUGAAAAAGGAAGGAGAGCGUCAGUGCUUUUUAUUCUCCAAACACCUUUUGAUCUGCACACGGAGCUCAGGUGGCAAGUUACAUCUAACCAAGAAUGGAGUGAUAUCAUUGAUGGACUGCACUUUACUAGAAGAUCAAGAUGACGAUGACAACAGACAAGAUGGGGAUCACUUAGACUUUAAAAUCUCUGUGGAACCCAAAGACUCUGCACCAUUUGUUGUCAUUCUGCUUCCUUCCUCCAGACAGGAGAAAGGAGCCUGGACAAGUGACAUAAGCCAGUGUGUGGACAACAUUCGCUGCAAUGGCCUUAUGAUGAAUGCAUUUGAGGAGAACUCCAAGGUUACUGUUCCUCAGAUGAUCAAGUCCGACAGCAGUUUGUACUGUGAUGAUGUGGACAUACGCUUUAGCAAGACAAUGAAUUCAUGCAAGGUUCUCCAGAUUCGCUAUGCAAGUGUCGAACGCUUACUGGAACGUCUCACAGACUUGCGCUUCCUGAGCAUCGAUUUCCUCAACACAUUCUUGCACUCAUACCGGGUUUUUACCACUGCCGACAUUGUACUAGAAAAGCUUAUUGCUAUUUACAGGAAACCAGUCAGUGCUAUCCCAGCUAGGUCCCUGGAGCUCCUGUUUGCUAGUAAUCAGAAUAACAAACUUCUAUAUGGGGAGCCUCCAAAAUCUCCCAGAGCCACUCGCAAGUUUUCAUCUCCACCACCCUUAUCCAUUACAAAGUCUUCAUCGCCAAGCCGCCGACGCAAACUCUCCCUAAACAUUCCUAUAAUCACUGGAGGAAAAGCUCUAGAUCUGGCUGCUCUUGGUUGUUCCACCAAUGGAUACCCAAGUACAUGUCCUGCCCCUCCGCCAUACAGCAAGACUACUUUAGACAUCAACAAACUUUAUGUGUCUGGAAGUUUUCCCAGCAAGGUGGGGGAGGGAGAAGAACCGCCUGCAGAGAGGGAUGAAGAACCAGGAACCCAGAGGCAGAACUCUGACGUUUCUACCCGUGGCGAUUCAGACAAUGAGCAGACCGAUGGUGAUGAGGCUGAAACUGAUACUUCCCCUACACGUUCUCCCACCACCCCUGUAUCUCAGCGUGGCCGUAACUCUGCAGAUUUCACACUUUUCUCAUAUAAUAAUGGCAUUGUGAUGACUGCCUGUCGGGAACAUGAUAACAGCCGAAGCAACCUAUCAGCAGCUUCUGCCUUUGCCAUAGCAACAGCCGGAGCCAAUGAGGGAACACCAACGAAAGAGACAUACAGGCGAAUGUCUUUAGCUACUGCAGGGUUCCCCUCAGAUCAGAGGAACGGAGACAAAGAAUUUGUGAUCAGGAGAGCCGCAACAAACCGUGUGCUUAAUGUACUGAGACACUGGGUGUCCAAACAUGCACAGGAUUUUGAGACAAACCUGCAGCUAAAGACUAAAGCAAUUUGUUUCCUGGAGGAGGUUAUACAUAACCCUGAGUUGCUGGCUCAGGAGCGGAAGGCAGCAGCCAAUAUCAUUCGCACAUUGACCCAGGAGGAUCCCGGGGACAGUCAAGUUACCCUGGAAGAAAUUGAGAAUAUGGUAUUGGAUGGUCCGGUGGAACUGUUUGAAUCUCUGUCUGCAUUAGAGAUUGCAGAGCAACUCACUUUACUGGAUCACCUCAUCUUCAAAAACAUCCCUUAUGAGGAAUUUUUUGGUCAAGGAUGGAUGAAAAAUGAAAAGAAUGAACGGACACCUUACAUAAUGAACACUAGCAAACACUUCAACCGUAUGAGUAAUCUGAUUGCCACUGAGAUUCUGGGAGGGGAAGAGCCAGCACAACGUGGAUGUACUAUAGAAAAGUGGAUUGCCGUAGCCGAUAUUUGUCGCUGUCUCCACAAUUACAAUGCUGUUUUGGAGAUCACAUCAUCCCUAAACCGCAGCGCAAUUUACCGUCUUAAGAGGACUUGGAUCAAGGUUUCCAAGCAGACAAAGACAUUAAUUGACCGGUUACAAAAGCUGGUGUCUUCAGAAGGAAGAUUCAAGAAUCUUAGGGAGGCUUUAAAAAACUGUGACCCACCAUGUGUCCCUUACCUGGGAAUGUACCUGACAGAUCUGGCUUUUAUAGAGGAAGGAACCCCAAAUUACACAGAGGAUGGACUGGUCAACUUCUCUAAGAUGAGGAUGAUUUCACACAUUAUUCGGGAGAUACGGCAGUUUCAGCAGACUUCAUACAAGAUUGAACAUCAGCCUAAGGUGACACAAUAUCUCCUGGAUACUUCAACAGUGCUAGAUGAAGAGGGUCUUUAUGAAGCUUCUCUCCGACUGGAGCCCAAACUCCCCACCUGAAGUUUUCUGUAGAACCCCUGCCUGUAUCAUAUUGUACAGAACCCCCCAAGCCUUUCGCCAGACCCCACUGUGCAGGGGUCACCAAGCAGGGGCAGAGAUGUCUGUGUCUCCAUCCAUCCCAAAAACCCAAUGUCUCCUCUGAGACACCCCACACUGCCCCACCCUAGGUUUGCCCCAAAGAGACCCCGCUGAGAAAGUGAGUAGGGUGGAGACUGAGAUGCCUUUUCCCAGAAGCCCUGUCUUACAGUCUCACAAACUAUGCAGUAGGAAGGCUUGGACUGCUAAAGCCUCCUCCUGACUUUUAGUGAAUGGAGUAAUAAUGGGAGCAACACAUCAACCAAACAGUGGCCGCCCUGCACUUGCAUCCUCCAUCAUCAGCCAUGCUAGAAUGGAGGAGGGAUGGAGCAAUGAUCUGCAGUCUUUCACAUCUUAAUUGUGAGCUGAAUUUGGUGAAUCUAGAAGACUUUUGUGCAAAGAGUACAUGAAAUGAUGAUGUCCCUAAAAAAAUGAAGAUGGGAAUUUUGCUUUGUUGUACAACAGAGAAUUAUCAUGUCCUAUUGCACCAGAAAAAGCAAAUUAGGUUUGGCAUCUACCUAAGCCUGCUUUUUAUUUUUUUCCAUAUCAAGAGCUGACCAAUCUGGAACCAUAGAUUUGGGACUCUGCUCAUGAUUUGUGGAAUGGGAAUCUGAGCAGCACAUGACAACUUUGUUGUGAUCAUUGUAUAAAGGCCUCACAGCUUGUUGUGAUAUAAGGGGCUGCUUGUGGUGUUUACUUUCAGCAAUCUGAGCAGAGGAUAGCCCAUGAAUGGAUUUAGUGGACAGUUGGCUUACAGAGCGUAUAGAGAAGCUGGUGUAGAGAAGGCAACUGUUUCCUAUGAAAUUAAGCAACAAGUAAAGCUCCUUGUUUACUGUCAUGAGAUCUUUCCAAUCUUUUAGCAGAAAUUAAUAUAAUCAACUGAAUACAUAGAUUAAGCACAAGGCUUAGAUUGAAGGCCCGUCCAGCAGCUGGUCUAGAGGACAAGGACUGAUGGUUUAAAGAAGAAUUUGCAACUACAUUUCUGGUUUCUUUAUUUUUUUGUACAAUUCAGUAUUUCCUGAUUACCUCUCGCUAAUAAAUCUUUUAUCUCAGGGUUACCACCAA